UUUCCACUAAAAAUUUCAUUUCUGCGUUUCCUUCACUGCCACAUCUCCACUUUCCCUUUCCCUUUCCCUUUCCCACACGCUCAAUACAAAACAAAACCUUAUUCUCCCAAAAAUAUUUUGUUCGAUCGCCUCUCUUUCACUCCUCCGAGGUUUCUUUAAUAUCAUUACUCCUACAAUGGUCGACGUCGACCGGAGAAUGUCCGGUCUGAACCCGGCCCACCUGGCCGGCCUCCGCCGCCUCUCCGCCAGGGCGGCUUCGUCUCUCCCCCUAACGCCGCCGCCGCCGCCGCGGACCAGUCUCCUGUCCUUCAACUCCCUCGCCGACAAGGUUAUUACAAGUCUCAAAAAUUCCGGCGUCGGAGUCCUGCCGGGGUUGUCGGAAUCGGAGUUCGCGUUAGCCGAGGCGGAGUUCGGCUUCGCCUUUCCGCCGGAUUUGAAAGCCGUAUUGUCGGCGGGUUUGCCCGUCGGCGCCGGCUUCCCUGACUGGCGCUCGGCUGGCUCGGCUCGGCUCCAGCUCCGCGCCGCGAUUGAUCUCCCCACGGCUUCGACUUCCUUCCACAUCGCCCGGAACGAUCUCUGGUCUAAGCCGUGGGGCCCGAGGCCCGAGAGCCCGGAGAAGGCCCUGAAAAUAGCCCGGAAUGCUCUUAAACGGGCCCCGCUGCUAAUCCCUGUUUUCAACCAUUGUUAUAUUCCUUGCAAUCCUUGUCUCGCCGGAAACCCGAUUUUCUACGUCGACGAGAACAGAAUCUUCUGCUGCGGCUACGAUUUGUCGGAUUUUUUCGAUCGUCAGUUUGCCCUUUUUCACCGAGGCUCCGACCCGAGGAUCCAGCGGUCCAUCAGCGCGAAUUCGGUCGGGUCGUCGGCGGAUUUUUCGAGGAGGAGUUUAGACGGCGGGCGGCGGACGCCGCCGCGGUGGGUGGAGUUCUGGAGCGACGCGGCGUUCGAUCGCCGCCGGAGGAGCUCGAAUUCGUCGGAAUCGUCGUCGUCUUCGCCCGACAGGCGGCCGGGCAUACCCAGAUCCGAACCGCCUAAAUGGGUCGACGAGUACGUUACCCAAAUCGGGUCGGUUCUGAGGGAGAGCGGGUGGGCGGAAUUCGACGUAUCGGAGAUCGUACACGUGUCAGCCGCAGGAUUCUUCGAGGGUGAAAUGGUCAUGUUGGAUAGCCAAUCAGUGCACGACGCGUUGCUUCUGAAAGCGGAUCGGUUUUCGGAUACGCUACGAAAAGCUGGGUGGAGCUCCGAGGAGGUAUCCGACGCGUUAGGGUUUGAUUUCCGACCGGAAACCGAGAAGAAACCGGUGAAGCAGCUGUCGCCUCAGCUGGUGGAGAGAAUCGGGAAACUGGCUGAGUCGGUAAGCCGGUCGUCGUCUGCUUCGUCAUCAAAUUCGUAAUAGCUGUUAAACCUGCAGCUGCUAAAAGGCAAUGAAGAUUCUCUCUAUCUCUUUUCUCUUCUUUUUAAUGUCAAUCGAAGCCAGUAGUGUGUCUGGUUGCUUUGUCUUUUGUCUUUUUUCUUUUUUCAAACAAACACAAUAUCUGAGCACA
Andrographis paniculata is the source of this 1541-nucleotide messenger RNA. RefSeq lists its product as uncharacterized. The record is from RefSeq and is a predicted model, not a curated record. Lineage: Eukaryota; Viridiplantae; Streptophyta; Magnoliopsida; Lamiales; Acanthaceae. The transcript has a single exon. The coding region runs from base 176 to 1390 and encodes 404 amino acids.